This is a messenger RNA of Leopardus geoffroyi (Geoffroy's cat), 1733 nucleotides long. RefSeq names its product rhomboid like 2 (gene RHBDL2). The transcript is spliced from 8 exons. Gene Ontology annotation, cellular component: membrane. NCBI's taxonomy places the organism in Eukaryota, Metazoa, Chordata, Mammalia, Carnivora, Felidae. Gene Ontology annotation, molecular function: serine-type endopeptidase activity. The record is from RefSeq and is a predicted model, not a curated record. The coding region runs from base 366 to 1346 and encodes 326 amino acids.
ACUGCCCAGUUGCCUUCCCAAAAGGCUGCACCUGUUUCCCACAGCCCCAAAAGUAUGGAUAGUCUUUUCAUUGUUUGAUUAGUAAUGUUUCCAGGGUGGUGAGCUGUGCUCAGAAAUUCAGGUGUGGGAGCAGAAGAUAAACAGGAGUGGGAGGGACAGGGAAUGUCAGAGACUGGAAGUAUUGAGCAGCAGAUGUUGGAGAGAUGGAUGAAUCAGGGAGAGGCCCCUGUCUCCAAGCAACAGGGCACACAGAUGGGGAGGGAAGUCAGAGUGUGACCGUCAUUGAGAAGAGAGGUAAACCCCAAACCCUGCAGUGGCCACCAACGUUUUCAUCUGUUGCAAGAGGCUGAUGUAGCUAGAACUACAUGUCAGAUCUGUCUACUCUCCCUGCCAAGGAAGAAAGCACACCCACAGUGGAGGGAAGACCCAGGACAAUGGCUGCUGAUCGCGAUUUGGAGAUAGAGGAUGUGACUCUGCAUUUGGAUGGAGACAUGAAAGGAGGGCUGGAAGAAGAGAAGGCAAUGCGAGAGGAUGGGGGAGGUAAAGAUCCCUUCAAGAAUAAAAAGGUCCACAGGGUUGUCUCAAAAUGGAUGCUUCCUGAAAAGGUUCGAAGAACAUACUUGGAGAGAGCUAACUGCCUCCCACCCCCUGUGUUCAUCAUCUCCAUCAGCAUUGCUGAGCUGGCAGUGUUUAUUUACUAUGCUGUGUGGAAGCCUCAGAAACAGUGGAUCACCCUGGACACAGGCAUCCUGGAGAGUCCCUUUAUCUACAGUCCUGAGAAGAGGGAGGAAGCCUGGAGGUUUAUCUCCUAUAUGCUGGUGCAUGCUGGAGUUCAGCACAUCCUGGGGAAUCUUGUUAUGCAGCUCAUGUUGGGUAUUCCCUUGGAAAUGGUCCACAAAGGCCUCCGAGUAGGGCUGGUGUACCUGGCUGGAGUGAUUGCAGGGUCCCUUGCCAGCUCCAUUUUCGACCCACUCAGAUAUCUUGUGGGUGCUUCAGGAGGAGUCUAUGCCCUGAUGGGAGGCUAUUUUAUGAAUGUUCUAGUGAAUUUUCGAGAAAUGAUCCCUGCCUUUGGAAUUGUCAGACUCCUGAUCAUCAUCCUCAUAAUUGUGUCGGAUAUGGGAUUUGCUCUCUACAGAAGGUUCUUUGUCCCUGCAAAUGGGUCACCGGUGUCUUUUGCAGCCCACAUUGCGGGUGGAUUCGCUGGAAUGUCCAUAGGUUACACUGUGUUCAGCUGCUUUGAUAAGGCACUGCUGAAGGACCCAAGAUUUUGGAUAGCAAUUGCAGCUUAUUCAGCGUGUGUCUUAUUUGCUGUGUUUUUCAACAUUUUCCUGUCCCCAGCAAACUGACCUGCCUCUAGUCUAAGCCAAAUAAUGAAAAGAGCUAUCUGGGAAAAAAAAAAAAAAAACUGAAGUCUACGAAGAGACAGAGAAGUCCUUGCAAAUGCUAACAGUUUUAUAAAGAGGUCAAAACAUGAUUCAAGUCAUCAGUUGCAAAGACUGUUUACAAAGGAAUCAGGGUUAGGGAAGGGGCUUCUGAAUGCAGAGGGAGGGAAAAGGAAGAGAGAAAAGGGGAGGGACAGAAAAAGCAGGGGUUGGCUCUUUCCAGACAUGCGGUGUGCAUUGUAUGUAUCCUCUAAAAGAGACUUGGUCUCCUUGGAGGAUAUAUUGUAGAGACUGCUUGAUAUAAUCCACAAAUACUGUACUGUGCUGAUAAUAAAAACUUUUUGUACCUGU